Messenger RNA from Aspergillus tanneri, 3366 nucleotides. RefSeq names its product Nonribosomal peptide synthetases (NRPS). NCBI's taxonomy places the organism in Eukaryota, Fungi, Ascomycota, Eurotiomycetes, Eurotiales, Aspergillaceae. The transcript has a single exon. The record is from RefSeq and is a predicted model, not a curated record. Gene Ontology annotation, molecular function: catalytic activity; phosphopantetheine binding. Gene Ontology annotation, cellular component: cytoplasm. Gene Ontology annotation, biological process: amino acid activation for nonribosomal peptide biosynthetic process; secondary metabolite biosynthetic process. Bases 1 to 3366 code for a protein of 1121 amino acids.
AUGGACCAAGACUACACUGUCCACGGACUGGACCCCCAGUCUCAGGCUCUGUUGUUCGAAUGGAACCGCCAUACACCCCCUGCGGUGGACUGCUGCAUCCAUGACCUCAUCUCGCAACAUUGCAAGACACACCCGGACGCUCCCGCCAUCCACGCAUGGGACGGUGAUCUCUCCUACCGGAAACUCGACCACCUGUCUACAACAUUGGCCGCACACCUGGUCCGCAUCGGUGUCGUCCAGGAGCAAUUUGUGCCCGUCUGCUUCGAAAAGUCGCUGUGGGCAGUCGUGGCCUUACUAGCUGUCUCCAAGGCCGGCGGAGCCUUUCUGCUCCUCGAUCCGUCUCACCCCCUCCGACGCAUCCAGGACAUAUGCCGUCAGAUUCAUGCCAGUCUGAUCCUCGCCUCGCCGACACACGCCCCUCGGGCAUCGCAACUAGGAGACUCCGUGGUUACCGUGGAUGGCCCCUUCCUGGCGUCCCUCCCUGGGAGUGAAGUUGUGGGCACACUCCCAACGCAGAUCGCCUUCGACCAGCCUCUCUACGCCGUGUUCACGUCCGGUUCGACCGGCCGUCCUAAAGGUGCCGUGGUGGAACAUCGGUCGAUGAGCUCCGGGGCCACAGCGCAGGUGGAGCGAUUCUCGUUGACCUGGCAGUCUCGCGUCCUCCAAUCCUCGUCCCAUGCCUUUGAUACCUGCAUCGCCGAGAUCCUAUCCACCCUGGUGGCCGGCGGAUGCGUGUGCAUCCCGUCCGAGGCAGACCGCAUGGCCCGAUUGGCGGGAGUCAUUCAGGACCUGCAGGUCAAUUGCCUCCUGUUGACCCCGUCGGUGGCUCGGCUCCUCUCCCCUUCGGAUCUGCCCCGUGGAACCACGAUGGUUCUGGGAGGCGAGCCAGUGGCCCCGGAAGAUCUCCGUGUCUGGCGCGGCCACGUCCAGCUCUUCAACGGAUAUGGUCCCGCGGAGACCACGGUCUAUUCCGCCGCGCAUCGCGUCGACCCUGACGACGAUGACGACGCUCGGAAUAUGGGGUGUCCCCUGGGAAGUCGCGCAUGGGUGGUCGACCCCAGCAACUGCCAAACCCUGCUGCCCGUGGGAGCCGUGGGCGAGCUUCUGAUCGAAGGCCCCAUUGUAUCCCGGGGAUAUUUCGGCCAGCAGGCCCUCACGACGGAGAAAUUCAUCCCCAGUCCGUCCUGGAGACGCCAGUUCCCCAUGUCCCUGGCGUCGCCCCGGAUGUAUCGCACCGGCGACCUUGUCCAGUACGGCGUAGACGGUGGCCUCCGCUACGUGCGCCGCCGGGACUUGCAGGCCAAGCUGCGAGGUCAGCGACUCGAACUGGGCGAGGUCGAAACCCAUGCUCGAUCUCAGCUUCCUCAUACCCGUCAGGUUUGGGCUGAGGUGAUGACGCCUUCCAACGGGGCGCCGUUUCUAGGGCUCUUCGUCCAUGUCCCUGAACCGGAUUCCACCGGCAGCAGCAGCAGCAGCAGCAGCAUUCUGGCUCCCCCGACUGAGCAAUUCGGCAAGCAAGUCCAACGGGCAGUGAUGGGGAUGCGCAGUCAAUUGCCCACAUAUAUGGUCCCCACGGCCUUCUUUCCCCUGCGUCGAGUUCCUCUCAAUUCUAAUAGCAAAGCAGACCGUGCGGAGCUGCGCCGGCAGUGCGAGCUUCUCUCCUCCGUCUCGCUAGAGGAAUAUAGCUUCUGUUCCUUCUUGCACAGUCGAUCCUCCAAACGGGCACCCGUCACCGAGACGGAGAAGACCCUUCAGCGCAUUUGGGCCGAGAUUCUACGCCUGCCGAGGGACAGAGUCGGCAUCGACGAUCCAUUCUUUGCCAUCGGGGGCGACUCCCUGACCGCCAUGAAGAUGGUCCAGCAAGCCCAUGCGCAGGGACUGCCCUUUCUCUCGGCAUCUCGUUCGUUUUCGGGAGCCACUCUGGCGGAGUUAGCACAGGGACAGAAUGACCACCGUCCUGGUCAACAACAAUCAGAACCACCAAACUUGGCCAGCCCCUGCGCGCUGGACGACCUGCAGCUCGGCCAGGCCGAGUCCCUGGUUUGCGACAACGUGGAGAGAAUUCUUCCCACGACGGACUUCCAGCGGGACUGGCUCAUGGCAGAGCACAAGACGCAUUUCUCCUGCUGGUUCCCAGAGCCGGUGGAUGCCGAUCGUCUACAGCAUGCUUGUCAGGCCCUCGUCAAUCGCCAUGCGAUCCUCCGCACACUCUUCUUCCCCCACCGCGGGGAGAUGAUCCAGGUGAUUCUGUCGCAGCUAGAGAUUCCCCUACGACAGUAUCGCGUCCAGGGCCAGUCUCUAGAGGACUUCCUGCAGGAUUUCUGCCAACGCGAUGUGGUGACGCCUCUGCCCUCGGAGGAACCCUAUUUCCAAGUUUCCCUGGCGUCGUCUGCCAGCCCAGCCCAGAAUCAGCACCUCUUUAUCAUCCGACUCAACCACGCCCAGUUUGACCGUCUCAUGCUAGAUCCCCUCCUGGAGGAACUCGGCGUCUUGUACCGGGGAGAGCAAGCAACGGCCCCACCCGCCGUGGACUAUCCUCGCUACUUACAGUACCGUUGGGCGCAGACCACGCCUGCAGCUGAGGAUUUCUGGAGAAACUAUCUCCAGGGAAGCUGCAUGAUUCCAUCCGAGCGUCUGGGAGCCGAUAACCCAGCCAUGGCCCAGAACAAGAACUCCUCCCGGUCGAUGAUCAUGUCCUCUGGAGACUUUCCCUUCAAGGCUCCGCCGCCGGGAAUCACCACGGCCACCGUCAUCAAAGCCGCAUGGGCACUGGUCCUGAUGCGUCUGACGCAGCAGUCCGACGUCGUCUUCGGACACCAUGUCAACGGGCGUUCUGUGUCGGUCCCGGGAGGCCUGGAUAGUGUCAUGGGCCCAUGCAUGAAUACCAUUCCUAUUCGUGUCCGGUUCCCGACCUCGUCGUCAUCGUGGACAGUGCUGGAUCUGCUACAGCACGUACACGACCAAUACGCGGGCACGAUCGACUAUGAGAUGCUGGAGCCUAGGCAUAUCGUCUCUCACUGCACUGCCUGGCCUAAGGGCACCGGUUACGGAACCACGGUGACUCUUGAAAUCCCGGAGCCGUUUCAGAUUUCGCUGGAUGGACAGCCCCGGACAGUGGAUAUUCGGUUUAUCCCGAUGCGGGAGGAGAUUUAUCAGACGAUGGAAUGGCCGGUCAUGCUUAUGGUGUAUCCGUAUUCCUCCUCGGUUAACGUUCUGUUGGCGUCCUCGAGCCAUAUCAUGUCUCACAGGCGCUCUGACUGGUUGUUGAAGAAAUUCGGUGAAGCGGUGGAGAGUUUGGGACAGGUAGACAGUGCACUGGAUCUUUCGCCGUAUCCAGGGCUGGUUGAGUGUGUACCUCCUAAUUAG